Messenger RNA from Racocetra fulgida, 279 nucleotides. NCBI's taxonomy places the organism in Eukaryota, Fungi, Glomeromycota, Glomeromycetes, Diversisporales, Gigasporaceae. The record is from the annotation of a GenBank genome assembly.
AAUUUUGAACAAGCAACUAAUGAUAUUAGUGGUUGCAAAUACUCAACUAUUAGAUUAGUUGUUCCAUUUUAUAGUUCUUUACUUGAUGAUUUAGAUAAUUAUAUCAAAAAUUGUUCUAAUAUAAUUAUUAAAGAUGCAGCUAAAAAAGCUCAAGCCAAAUUAGAAAAAUACUAUUCUGAUGCUAAAGUUUUAGAUCCUAGACUUAAAUUAGAAUAUUAUGAAGAAAAUGAAUUUGAUGAUUAUAUUGAAAAUUAUAAAAAACGAAUUGAAGAAUUAUGA